AAAUGUUGAUCUCUGAGAGGCAACUAAAUUUCCAUGCGUUGGUGGCACAAUUGCCAGGUUAUGCAUUCGCAGAAACAAAGUUGUUUACUCCUUGUUUUGUCAAGUACCUUUUUCUCAUCUCUUCCUUUCUUUUACGUUUCAGUUUCAAAAAGAAAGACAAGUUAAAAUGAAAGCCGUCUAUCUUCUUGUCUUUUUGCUUUUUUACGCUUGGGAACAUCCUGCCACACAUGCCAUUGAUGUAGCCACAAUAGCAGCAAACGGCUUUCAUAAUGACCGUGUGAGACGCGUCGUCGACUUGACAAGUAGUGUUGUAAAGGAAAAAAUAACUCUAAAAGCUACAAAUAUGGGUGGAAAGCCAAUGGACCGAUACUACUUCACUAUCCCAUCUGCCUAUAAAGAUCAUAUUGCUUAUCAUCAGGCCUAUCAUUUACCGUAUGGACUGAGCAACGAGGAUCUAGCGAUAACAUAUAUUGGUAUUGACUCUAAAGUAGGGCUCCAUGUUUUUGCAGUUCAACUUGAUAAACCUGUAAAUUCCGCAGAGCAAUUGAAGAUUGGUAUCAACCUUUCUUAUGUUCAUUUCAUCGGUCCUUUUCCAGCAAAGAUACCACAGCUAUCCAAACAGCAUGUCACUUUCAUAGGAACUAUUUUUUUGGUAUCUCCAUAUGAGACAAGUGAAAUCAAGUCUACAUUCAAAUUUCCCAGUAAUAGAGUUGACAGUAAUCUUCUAGAAGGGGUGAGCUACGAUAGUAAGGUUGUAGGUAAUACAAUUAUUUACGGAACUUUUAAAGACGUACCACCAUUCACGAAAGCACGCGGUAGCUUUCAUUACGAAUAUUUGAAACCAAUGGUAACAAUAACACGGUUGGAAAGACAUAUGGAAGUUUCGCACUGGGGCGGAAACAUGGGUGUUGAAGAGCAUUAUGAUCUACAGAAUGAUGGUGCAGACUUGAAUUCGAUUCCCAAGGAUGCUACAGAUAUUUAUUAUCGCGACGAAGUUGGCAACGUAUCCACUUCUCAUUUUCGCAAAGAAAUAACCAAAUCAUACCUGCAGAUACAACCAAGAUUUCCUGUCUACGGUGGGUGGAGAUCAAGUUGGUAUAUGGGCCACAAUGUACCUUUGCGGCAGUUUCUACGUCAUGACUCGAAAGCAGACAGAAAAUAUAUCUUGAAAGUCAACCUAGUAGAUAACGUAAAGGAGAAAACGAUCAACGACAUUGAAUUCAAAGUUACCCUGCCCGAAGGCGCUACCGAUAUCGAGCUUUCAGUUCCUCCACACAUUGAAUUUGAUUCGAUUGAGAAAACGAUGCAUUUCACGUAUUUUGAUUCUGUAGGGCGACCGACUAUUGUGUUUAGAAAAACAUACGUAGUAUCAGAUCAUGAAGUGCCCAUUUUUAUAUCGUAUAACUAUUCGACUUUGCGUCUUUUACAGAAGCCGUUGGUUACUUCUUCAGCAAUCUUUUUCUUAUUUUUACUAAGCAUAUGCGCAUCAAAAUUUUUAUGGACAGUUACUAGUGACAUUGCAAAAGUUUCCGAUACAGUUACUCAGCCGUCAAAUGAAAAACAACAGGUAUUUACAGAGAGCAAAACCUUACAAUCAUUAUCUACGAACUCUGUUGGUCUCAAUGCAACGAUCAAAAAGAGAAAACAACAGAAAAAGAAAAAAUAAGAGUCUAUUUUAUUUAUGAAUGGAUCCAUCAGUGUAUAACCGCACCUACAGCCU
Molecule: messenger RNA, 1720 nt
Organism: Mycotypha africana
Lineage: Eukaryota; Fungi; Mucoromycota; Mucoromycetes; Mucorales; Mycotyphaceae
Product: Ribophorin I
Exons: 8
Coding region: 167-1666 (499 amino acids)
Cellular component (GO): oligosaccharyltransferase complex; membrane
Source: RefSeq, a predicted model, not a curated record